CCCUCCAUCUCUUGCAAUUUGCUUUUUUUCAUAUUUAUUUGGUUUGUCUUUGGUCGAUAUCGAUAAAGUAUGAGGAUUCGAAAGAAUGCGAAGCUAUCAUCCGUGGUAAACCCGACGGGUUCCAGGUCCGAGAGUGUGCACGUGUGCGAGAUGAACCAGACGCCAUGGGAUGUGGUUCCUUUCGCUCAAGUACCAUGCCCAUCGUAUCUUCAUCACCAGUUCGAAUAUGAAGAUAGCUUUCAUGGAAAUGGGAGCUUAGGCGAUUCUAUUAGUGCUGUCGAGAGCGUAGCGUCGAUGAUGGACAGUGAAGAUAAAUUGAUUAUGAAAGUGGGAGGCAUGAUUAUCGACGAUGAAGACGAGAUGAAACUGGGUUACCAAUUCGGGUUCCAGACCCAAUGCCAAGAUGAAGAAAAGGGAUCCAAGCAAGAUUGUUCACUAAAAUCUUUCAGCCACGAUAACGGCAAUAAUCCCAGCAAGAAAGCCGGGAACCGCCGUGGACGAUCCCGGGCAUCCAAGAAAGGGUCGUCGUCGUCGAACCCGUAUGAAUUCUACUAUUACUCCGGGUUCGGGCCGUUGUGGGGGAGGAGGAGAGGCGGCAGAAGCAGCAGCGAAAUGAGGAAGAAUAUUAUUAUCGAGGGUAAAGAUAUUGAAAUCGACAGCAGCGCUGUCACUACUCAAGUCAACAAUACGACUCCGUCGUCUUCUUCGCAAUUCGAUAACAAUGAAGAAUUUGAUAUCGUCGACGAUGUAGAUGACGAGGAGGAGGACGAUGAGAAUGUAGAUAGUGGUGGUAAGAAUCGAAUGAGGAAGCCUAUUAAAGCAAGAUCGUUAAAGUCCCUAAUGUGAUGAUGAUCAA
Hibiscus syriacus is the source of this 856-nucleotide messenger RNA. RefSeq lists its product as uncharacterized. Bases 70 to 846 code for a protein of 258 amino acids. The transcript is spliced from 3 exons. Lineage: Eukaryota; Viridiplantae; Streptophyta; Magnoliopsida; Malvales; Malvaceae. The record is from RefSeq and is a predicted model, not a curated record.